This is a messenger RNA of Sus scrofa (pig), 3245 nucleotides long. RefSeq names its product olfactomedin 2 (gene OLFM2). Gene Ontology annotation, biological process: signal transduction. The record is from RefSeq and is a predicted model, not a curated record. Lineage: Eukaryota; Metazoa; Chordata; Mammalia; Artiodactyla; Suidae.
UCAUGGCUGAGAUGUAGCAGACAAGCAUGUCCUUGAUCAUUCAUCACAGCCUUUCUACUGUCCCCGCAGUCAGAGGGCUGCCUCGGCUGCCUCUGCUCCUGCCUCAGACAAUCUGCAGCUUCAUCUCAGAUGGUCCCUCCCUGGGAGACACGGAAACCAAUUCGGUGGCCAAGGGGAAGUACUUAGGGGAUCUGUGAUGCUAGCUCUCUGUCCCAUGAGCCAAUCCUCACCUAGUCGCUCAACAAACAUUUCAUCGUGCUGGCUGGGCUUGGGGGAUUCAGCAAUGAGCAAAGCAGACAGAAGCCUCCAAUCCCCAUGCUUUUUCCUGUCUAGGGGCAGAGGCAGGCUUGGAACCAGUACUCACACUUGUAUGAGGUCCUAAUGGCCAUUGUGAUCAGGGCUUGAAGGAGGUCGGGGGCGUGCAGCUUGAUGGUGUAGACUCUGGAGCCAGAUGGCCUGUGUUUGAAUCCCAGCUGCACCACUUACAGGCUGUGAAGCUUUGGGCAAGAGACCAGAGCCCUCUCCCUCCCAGUUUUCUUCACCUAUUGAAGGCAGAUAAUGACAGAGCCUACCUCCUAGCAUUGAAGUGAGACCUCAAAACAUGCAGAGUGCUUAGAAUGAUGCUUGAUACAGAGUUGAGAUAGAAGUGUGUGUGUCAGGGGGAAAUGCACAGAUGCCUUGAGAGGUGGGUGACACAGGGCCAGGACAGUGGAGGCUGCUUUUGGAAGGGACAUUUAUGCUGGAGCCCUACAAAUGGGGAAGAGUUAGCCCAGCCAUGAGAUGGGGCAAGAGUUUUGUGUGACAAGAGGGUCUGUCUGGCCAGUGCAAAGACCCGAAGGUGGGGAAAAGUAUGGCAUGUCCCAGGAAGAGCAGGAUGACUAGAAGAUGGGCUACCAAGAAAGUUAUCGGUGAACCUUGCCAAUUGCCUGUUAUGCUGAAAUGGGACUCCCCUCCUCCACCAAAUUACAUCAAGGAGAUACUCUAGGAUGAGAAGCUGGCCCAGCUGCUUGGGGAUUAGGAUGGAGCAAGCAUCUCUCUUCUUAUUCAGCAAGACUUAACUCUCGGCUAUCUGUGAUUCCUCCUCUUUCUGCAUCCACAGCUCCAAAUCCAACAGACUUUCACUAAUCUUUCAGGACCUUCUCAAUUGAGGACUUGCAUAAAGUUAAACCAUUUUGACUUUGGGAAGCUCCCGAAUUGGCCUCAGGUUAUCAUGAGGAUGAUAAUAGGAACAGUAGCAAACACUUCUGCAGCAUGUGACUAUAUACUGGUGACUGUUCUAAUUGCUCACUCCUGCCCCGUGUAGAAGUUCCUCAGCCAGGGACUGAACCCACACUGGACCCACCUGGACCUGCACUCCAGGUGCCGCUGUGCCGGAUCUUUAGACAGUUGCACCACAGAGAACUUCCGCUCCCACGCCGAGAACUGACUCAUUCAAGCUUCCCAGCAACCCCUUGCGACCCUCUUCCAGAGCCCAGAGGAAGGCUGGCAGCUGUACACCUCGGCCCAGGCUCCUGAUGGAAAAUGCAUCUGCACAGCUGUGAUCCCUGCACAGAGCACUUGCUCUCGAGAUGGCCGGAGCCGGGAGCUGCGGCAGCUGAUGGAGAAGGUUCAGAACGUGUCCCAGUCCAUGGAGGUCCUUGAGUUGCGGACCUACCGUGACCUCCAGUACGUACGCAGCAUGGAGACCCUCAUGCGGAGCCUGGAUGCGCGGCUCCGGGCAGCCGAUGGGUCCCUCUCGGCCAAGAGCUUCCAGGAGCUGAAGGACAGGAUGACCGAGCUGUUGCCGCUGAGCUCAGUCCUGGAGCAGUACAAGGCCGACACGCGGACCAUCGUCCGCCUGCGGGAGGAGGUGAGGAAUCUCUCUGGCAGCCUAGCAGCCAUCCAGGAGGAGAUGGGCGCCUACGGGUACGAGGACCUGCAGCAGCGGGUGAUGGCCCUGGAGGCUCGGCUCCAUGCCUGCGCCCAGAAGCUGGGUUGCGGGAAGCUGACUGGGGUCAGUAACCCCAUCACCAUUCGGGCCAUGGGGUCCCGCUUCGGCUCCUGGAUGACGGACACGAUGGCCCCCAGUUCGGAUACCCGGGUCUGGUACAUGGAUGGCUAUUACAAGGGCCGGCGGGUCCUGGAGUUCCGCACCCUGGGAGACUUCAUCAAAGGCCAGAACUUUAUCCAGCACCUGCUGCCCCAGCCGUGGGCGGGCACGGGCCACGUGGUGUACAAUGGUUCCCUGUUCUACAACAAGUACCAGAGCAACGUGGUGGUCAAGUACCACUUCCGCUCACGUUCCGUGCUGGUGCAGAGGAGCCUCCCGGGGGCCGGCUACAACAACACCUUCCCUUACUCCUGGGGCGGCUUCUCGGACAUGGACUUCAUGGUGGACGAGAGCGGGCUCUGGGCCGUGUACACCACCAACCAGAACGCGGGCAACAUCGUGGUCAGCCGGCUGGACCCUCACACCCUGGAGGUCGUGCGGUCCUGGGACACCGGCUACCCCAAGCGCAGCGCCGGCGAGGCCUUCAUGAUCUGCGGCGUGCUCUACGUCACCAACUCCCACCUGGCCGGGGCCAAGGUCUACUUCGCCUACUUCACCAACACGUCCAGCUACGAGUACACGGACGUGCCCUUCCACAACCAGUACUCCCACAUCUCCAUGCUGGAUUACAACCCCCGGGAGCGGGCCCUCUACACCUGGAACAACGGCCACCAGGUGCUCUACAAUGUCACGCUCUUCCACGUCAUCAGCACCGCUGGGGACCCCUAAGCGCUGCCACGCGAGGGCGAGGGCUGCGGGGUGGGAUGCCUGUGUCCCUCCAAGUUCAUCUCUCUGUCUCUGCCGUGCCCUCUUGCUCUCUCCCCGUCUCCCCUCCUGUGCUGUUUUUUCUCUCCCCGAGUGCCCAGCUGUCAAUCUCUGCCUGUUUUUCUAUCGGUGCGGUUUCUCAAUGUUGUCUCUUCUCCUUUCCGGAUCUGAUUUUGAUACUUGGCUCUGUCUUUCUGCCUUUUUAUUGAUGUCCCUCUGUCUCUUGCUUUCUAUCGAUCUGACUCUUCAGCUCUUUCCCUAUCUCUGCCUGUCUGUCUCUCUUCCAUCCCCCUACCCUCUCUGCCUCCCACCCAGUCCCCGCCCCUCCUCCUCCUCAUUCCACGUCCCCUCCUCUGGACCCAAGGAGUUGAGUGCAUGGAUCUGUUUCUUUCUUUUUUAAUUUACACAUUUUCUUUCCGGGUUGCUGGAAUAAACGGGACCUUUGACAUUU